UCACUCAGGGCACCUGCUAUAAACAAUAUGGCUGCCGUUAGAAAGUGAAAAUUUCUCGAUAAGCAUCUAACAUCAAGAAAGAUGACAAAAAGCAUCUAAUAUGUAAUUUGUGUGCGUAUGUAGAUUGAAAAGUUGUUAUUUUAUAAAAAAUGUCAAGUGGAGAUAAGGGUCAAAUCGGUACAGAGUCGCCACGGCCUCUAAGGAAACGACGAACCCGCAUGGCGAACGACAAACGGAUCGCGGAUGAUGAAUUUAUGGCAGCUGCCAUCGGAGACGUGGAAUGGCUAAGACAAAGUCUAAGGGAACAAAAAGGAAAGAUUAAUUUUGAUAAAAAUGGUUUGUCAGCGGUACACCUGGCUGCUAUUCAUGGUAGACUGGACUGUCUGAAACUUCUAAUAGAGAAAUACAAGGUCAACAUAAACCUGCCCAGUACGACAGGAUGGAGGCCGAUACACCUGUGUAUCAGCAAUCAGACCGGGAAGAGGGCUCUACAAUGUCUGCAGUACCUAAUCAACAAGAAUGCCGAUCCAUCUGUUCCAAACAAUGAUGGAAUUACUCCGGUACACCAGGCAGCAUCUGAGGGACAUGUUCAAUGCCUCAAACUUCUGAUCGAAAUCGGAGCUAAAAUUGAUGGAAAAGACAUCCGAGGGCAUACACCACUAGAUCUUGCCAAACUCUGGGGGCACAAGAAAUGUGCCAGAAUACUUGCUGCUGAGCUGUGGCACCAGGAUAAGGAUAAUGUAGCCAAGGAGCUGGGACAACUGAAGAAACUGAAGAUGCAACAGGUUCUGAAGGAAAUGGAGGAACAGGGAGAGUUUAAGGCAGCCCAGGAAUAUUAUGGAGAGAAAGCCUAUCAGGAAUGGAUGCAGAAAAAGGGCCUGGUACAAUCGCCAACUGAGGGUAACAAAGAGGAAGGAACAAAGUUAGAUGCAAAUCAAAAAGGGAAAACUGGUGAAUCCUUGAUGAAGCCUAACAGCAAAGUACAGCAACCCAGUGGGAAAAAGAGCGGCAGUGAAAGAAGCAACAUCCACGUAGCUUUCCGCGAUGACAGGACACCUUCACCUCCAAGCUCCAGAAAGCAGACGGAUGUUUCAGAUGAUCAUGGUAAAGAAGAUACUGAUAAAGAAAACCAGGUCAGCUCAGCCAGGGCAAAACCAAAGUUUCAUGCUUUUGUUAACCCAGAGUCCUGGAGGCUUGCACUUCAUCCUCCCAAAACAGAGUACAUUACCGACCUGAAGGAUGAAUAUCCCAGAGAUGAGUACACCAUGAUGCCUAGAACAAAGUCCGCUCACAAGUAUUUUGAUGGAAAAUUUGCCUGUGUAGAAGAUAUCACGGAGAGAGAUUUGAAAAAUAAGAAACUGAAAAAAGAUGUGCGGAAGCCUAAUUUACCAAGGGAGGUCAUCAGACAGGGUCUCUCUAAAGAUCCUACACUUGACCAGCGUCCAGUUUUAUUCAAACCUAUUCACAUGUUUGAUGUCACCAUGAAGAAGAAAUACGGGGAUACUGUGAAAGGAAAGAGCGAGGUGUCCCUACAUCUGUGUGAUGAUGUUUCCUCCAUUGUUUAUAGGAACAGUCUUCAGAGAGCAAACACUAUUGACGUAGUCUCGCCCCGAUCUGUCACCUCAGAUUGGCUAAGUGCCAGGUUUCCUAGGGACAAAGUUAUAAAUACCAUUAAAAAUAUGAAAAAUCCCACCAUGUUCCCCAAUAUACGUGGAGAGGAAUAUGACAUUAAUUAUGGAGACAUUGCCACUUUUAAUUAAGUUCAGGCUAGACAGUUAUUUCCAAGAUGAAUUUGCUAGGCUCUGUAAUCUGUGUCUUACCAUUGUUAGAAGUCUUGUUUCAUCUGAUGACCGUUGACCAAUUUAUUGAUUUAUAAAUUAUAGUGUUACAGACAGAAAUAUAUGAAUACUGUACCCGUACUUAUUGUGUCCAAAAAAAGUAUUGCUGGCCAAUUUGCUUGAAAGUGAAGAAGUAGAAAAGCUUUUUGUAUUGUGCCUUUUAAUGUACUGCUGCUAUUUGUUGUGUGUAUUAUUUAAAGAUAAUUAAAAAGAGUUCUUUUCACUUUACAGAGAACAAGACUUAAAGAUAUAAACAAAGCCAAAGAAUUGAUCUUUGGUCAGACAGACAUUUACUUUAUGGUCAUUUUCCUGACUUUUGUGACAAGACAAUGUGUAUUAUGAAUUUUUAAGCAUCAGCUAUCCAACACCAGUCUAACAAGUAUUAAAUACCAAAUAGUCAUUCCCAGAAGACAAGUUAUUUUAUUUAGUUUUCAGUUUUAAAAUUUAAUUGUCACUAGAGUUAUUUUGUUAUUUUUUGAAAAGGUUGACAACUAUGAAUUUUAUAACCAUUUAAAGAAG
Saccostrea cuccullata (small rock oyster) is the source of this 2357-nucleotide messenger RNA. Its product is annotated as ankyrin repeat domain-containing protein 53-like. Gene Ontology annotation, biological process: mitotic metaphase chromosome alignment; positive regulation of microtubule polymerization; regulation of mitotic cytokinesis. NCBI's taxonomy places the organism in Eukaryota, Metazoa, Mollusca, Bivalvia, Ostreida, Ostreidae. Bases 150 to 1760 code for a protein of 536 amino acids. Gene Ontology annotation, molecular function: protein binding. The transcript is spliced from 5 exons. The record is from RefSeq and is a predicted model, not a curated record. Gene Ontology annotation, cellular component: spindle pole.